Messenger RNA from Candidula unifasciata, 486 nucleotides. Lineage: Eukaryota; Metazoa; Mollusca; Gastropoda; Stylommatophora; Geomitridae. The record is from the annotation of a GenBank genome assembly.
AUGGGGUGCUGCUGUAGUACGGACGAGGACAAGGAUCUCGAUGCUCCCAAUGAGAGAACACCUAUUUUGCGGCAAGAUCAUUCUAGCCACGGUGAUGGAGGCCAGUCAGGGCUUAUCUACUCACAAGACAACCAGAGAGAGGACGAGCAGUCGGAAAUUACCAGAAUUUUAAGACAGACAGCAAUCAACAUCAUUGAUGUGACCUCAUCAGAUUCACACAAUUUAGAACAAGGGUAUUUGCAGGACAGGACCACCCAGUACAGCAACCGAUUAAACAUGGUGCUGUCUGGAUCUGGCAAGUCAUUCGUUUAUCAACCACAGCUGCCUGGUGCGAUCACUUCACCUCACAUGAUAUUAUCUGCACCACCAGUAUCAUUAUCAGAUGUUCAGAUGAUUACAUCCUUCAGUGAGAAACUGGCAACAGCUGCCAGGGAGAUCAAGAUUCAACACAAGGAAAACUUAGUGGUGCCUUUCAGAGUGUCUUGA